AUGGCUGGGGGGCGGCGGGCGGCGGGGCUCGCCCUGGGCUGGGGCUGCUGCCUCCUGCUCUGCUGCGCUGCAGCCAGCAAACUGGAGGUCUCCACACCAGCCGUGGUUGAAGUGGAGAUCGGGGACACGGCCAGGAUCGAGUGCAACUUCUACAUCCCUGGGAAUGGUUCCUACCGCUACAUCGACUGGUUCUACGUGGACCGCAAGGCGACAGGGACACCUCACACCGACAGCCGGGUGAGGCUGUGCCACAUCACCGACAGCGAGGUCCUGAAGGACGACACGGACUACAAGGAGAGGCUGUCGGUGGGGGAGGACAAGGCCCUGUCCAUCAGCAAGGUGACAGCAGAUGACAGGACCUUCGUGUGCCAGGUCGGAGCGGGGAGCUCCGGCGUGGGCGAGAGCCACACUGAGCUCCGCGUCUACAAGGUCCCCGAGCCCCCUGUGAUUGAGCCCAACACAGGAGGCAUCUCUGUGCAUAACAGUGCCAACUCAGAGAUCGCCAAAUGUGUGAGCAAGAACAGCUUCCCGCCCCCCAACAUCACGUGGCACAAGAACGGGGAGCAGCUUGACCUGCAGGAGAACCAGAUGAUGAACACGUGGACCCGCGAGUCCAGCGGGCUGCACUCAGUGGCCAGCGUCCUGUUCGACACCGUCACCCGCGAGGACCGCGACUCCCGCUACCACUGCACCGUGCACUACUGGCUGCGGGGGCAGAGGCACGCCCUGGAGUCCCAGAAGGUCCAGAUCACUGUCUUCUGUGAACCCCGCGAGCACCUGAAGCUGCAGGUCGUGCCGUCCUCGGCGCUGGUGAAGGAAGGGGACAAUGUGAAGCUGGUGUGUGAGUCUGAUGGGAACCCACCUCCUGUCUUCAGCUUCUACAAGAGACAGCUGGAUGACAAAUGGCAGGAACUGUCGUCGUUGGCAGAGACCGACGGCGGGGUCCUGACCCUGCACGGCGUGAACAAGAGCAGCAGUGGCCUCUACAAAUGCGAGAGCCUGGACCUGGAUGACAUGAAAGAGCUAAAGGAGGAGGUGGAGCUUGUUGUGAACUACAUCGAGGGGGUCCAUGUGGAGAUGAAGCCAUCCUCCCCCCUUCAGGAAGGGGACAAUGUGACCCUGAACUGCGAUGCCCACAGCCCUGUGGCCCUGGACUACCAGUGGACGGAUGAGAAGGGCAGGAAGAUGGGGGAAGGGAACGAGCUCGUCCUGAGAAACCUCACCUUCGAGACUCCCAACAAGUUGAGCUGCAAGGUGGUGGCCCCGAGUGUGCCAGGGCUGGAGCAGAGCAAGCAGGUGUCUCUGGCUGUCAAGGGGAAGCCGCGGAUCGUGGCCAUCAGCUCCCCGCUGUACGUGCGGCAGGACGAGGUGGUGAACCUGACCUGCAAGGCCAUCGCCUUCCCCCGGCCCUCCGUCCACUGGAGCGUCAACGGCACGGCUCACGAGUACGUCGACAACCAGCACAUCGCCAGCAACCUGACGGUGCGUGUGAACCGCGACCUGCUGAAGGCUGGGGCCAUGUGCCGCGUCUCCAACGACCUGGGGGUCAGUGAGAAGCACAUCCAGCUGCUGGUGAAUCAAAAGACAACAGCAGAGAGCCAGGGGGUGAUCAUCGUGGCCAUCAUCGUGGCCAUCCUGGUGGUGGCCGUGCUGGGCGCCGUCAUCUACUUCCUGCACAAGAAAGGCAAGAUCCCGUGUGGCCGCGCUGGGAAGCAGGACAUCACAAGGCCAGAGGCACGUAAAGACAAGAUUGUAGUUGAAGUUAAGUCAGAUAAACUUCCCGAAGAGGCGGGCUCCUGGCAGGGCGCCAACGGCGAGAAGAGACCCGCCGCUGACCAGAGCGAAAAAUACAUCGAUCUGAGGAACUAGAGAGGAGACCUACUAAGUGCUUUCUUCCUUCAAACCUUUCCUGCUCUUGGAUUGCCUUCUCCCACCCCUGCUCCAGCACCUGGGGGGGCACAGCCAGAGGCCACUGCUGUGUCCCAGUGCUGAGCCCCAGCGUGCAGGGGACACCUCCCUGACUCACCUGUCCGUUACCUCAACCGUGGGCUUGCAGGUGUUGCCUUAGCAAAGCUGGACUUGCUUUACUACUCCAGAGAAGCCACAGCAAUAUUAGGAAGAAAUAUCCCAUUAAGCUACUUGGUGGAAGGAUUUGAGGCUUUUUUUUCUCCCCCCCCCCAGGUAAUCUGUUCUGUACAUGUGUGGGAAGGGUUUGAUGCGUUGGUUUGGUUUUUUUUUUUCCCCACCCGAAGUUGCUGGAGAGGCUGUUGGAAGGUAAUUUUUGGGGUGUGCCAGGCACCUGAGCUGUAGUGGUGUGCAGGUCAGAGGAGGAGCAGUGGACGUGGGGUGAGCCAGGGCGGCGUUUUGGGGAGGUUUUAGUGCUUUGCUUUGCCUUUGAACUGUUCUGGUCUGGGUUAAGCCUGGGCAGUGCAGGGAGGGAGCUCCCUGCCAGGGAGCUGUGAUCCCACGGGAGGAGAGGAGCUGGCAGAGCAAGGAUGGGGGGCCCAUCUCCAGCCAUGUGCCAGACCAAGCUUGUCUGGUUUGUAGUGAGGGACAGGGCUUCCCUCUCCCCUCAGAAUUGGGUUUUUUAAGGGGGGCUGCCCAGCAACGGCAGAAACCCCUCAAACUUAGAACUAGUACUAGUCCAGGGCCAGUCAGUGAUGUCUCAGGGUUUUUUAUUUUUCUUGCCAGCCCCAGGUAAAACUGGUUUAUUCCUGUGCUUUGGGGGCCCCUCUGGCCCCGCAGCCAGGCUGGUGGGGAGGGGACACGGGCCAGAAGGUGCCUUUAGCUCCUGCCACGGGCUGUGCCAGCCUCCCACCCGCAGCUGGGGCUCUCUCCUGCCUCCUCCCAGAGGGCUCAGCCCCUCCUGCCUCUAAAUCCCUGCCCUCCGAGCUCUGCUGCCCACAAGCCUUGGCCCCUGUGUGCCAGGAGCACCGUCCCUGUGCCACCUCCCUGCCAGCGGGGACCCUCCCCGCCUGCCACACGUGGUGUCCCAGCAAAAGCUUUGGUUUAUAUAUAUAUAUAUAUAUAUAUUUUUGUUGGACUUGUGUGUACAUUUUCCAUAAGUUUUGUCUGAUACUUGCAAGGGUUUUUUUUUGUUUGUUUUUUGGUUUUUUUUUUUUUUUUUAUAUAUAUAUGUGAAAAUAAAGUACAAAUUCAAGGCUGA
Chiroxiphia lanceolata (lance-tailed manakin) is the source of this 3166-nucleotide messenger RNA. It is a transcript of the gene MCAM, whose product is annotated as melanoma cell adhesion molecule. Gene Ontology annotation, cellular component: plasma membrane. Gene Ontology annotation, biological process: angiogenesis. The record is from RefSeq and is a predicted model, not a curated record. NCBI's taxonomy places the organism in Eukaryota, Metazoa, Chordata, Aves, Passeriformes, Pipridae.